Molecule: messenger RNA, 2222 nt
Organism: Asparagus officinalis (garden asparagus)
Lineage: Eukaryota; Viridiplantae; Streptophyta; Magnoliopsida; Asparagales; Asparagaceae
Exons: 14
Coding region: 257-1198 (313 amino acids)
Cellular component (GO): SAGA complex
Source: RefSeq, a predicted model, not a curated record
ACAUCUUAAAACGGCGGACAUCGAUCCUGUCACCUCAGCGCUUCCCCCUCCCGAAAUCUCUUCUCGCCGAAGCCAACAAUUUCCGAUCGCCGCCGCCAUCGCCGCCGUAGGUCACCGGAGAGGCGGCGUCAUGUGAGUCUCACGUGAGCGGAGGAACCAGCGGUGAAGAAAAUCGAAGGAAAAAAGGAAAGCAUAAUCGGAGCACCGCCGGUUCUCAAAUCUUGGGCGAAAUUUCGUGUCUGUUGUUGAUUUCGCAAUGGUGUGUUCGUUUGAUCGUGGGAGGAUGGCUUGCAUGGUGAGGCUUCAUGAAGCUGGAAAUUUUGCGGAGAAAUCCUCAGAAGAAGUAACACACGAGGGAAUUGCUAUACAGACUAUUCACCGACAGUUCUAUGAUGCUGACGAGCAGAAUUUACUUGAAGAAGCUGAUAUGCAUGUAUUUGAUGCUAUGCCAUUGACAGAUCCCUUGCAUCUGGUUUGUUGUAAUGCUUGCGGCAAACCUGUGAAAGCCAGUCAGUUUGCAGCUCAUGAAGAGCGUUGCAAGUCAAUUAGCUCUAAGGAGAAUGCUGACCAGGAGCUUUAUGGUGGUGCUGAUCAAAAGAAACCUUCAAAGAAAGGGAGACAAAGAAUUCAAUUAACCAAUGGGAGGGAGAAACAAAAAUCUGAGUCUGCGGGUGGUGAUAGUACUGCUGCUUCAGAGUUUAAAUUCAAGUAUCAAAAUGGCAUGCUUCAUUCAGUUACAGGGAAGGCUCAAACUUCUGCUGAUCAUGGGAGGACAAUACCAGAUGCCUCAACAAAUGGAGGUAUAAAUUAUUCAGCAUCUAUACCAGGUCCGCUUGCAAUGAAAGUUUACCACCCACAAGGAAGUUAUCGCCUAAGGAAAACACUUGGCUAUCUGUACCAGCAGAGAGCUGCAAAAGAGCAUAGCCAUGAUUCCGUAGGUGUACAACUCAAGCAGGACAAGGCCAUGUUAUCUUCACGAGUCCCAUAUGCUAAUAUAUCAUCGCAUGAGGUACAAAAAGAGGAUGUUCCUCAAACAAAGUCAGGUAAUAGCAUCCAUGGCUAUAUUUUGCCCUUGUGUCACACAAGAAAUGCUUGGCCGUCAUUCAAGUUUUUAUUCAAGCACCUCGAAGAAUUGUUGGGAUUAGAUCCAAGAUCGAGCAGGUCUGAAUUGGUAAUGGAGCCUUCACAAUCUCAUUAGUAAUUGCACUUAGCUCUUGGCACCGUGCAGCGGCCAGUUGUAAGCAUUAUGUCUGGCUAGCUGUCGAUACGUGUUCUGGCAAAGCAAAUCACCAAAUAUUUUAGAGAAGAGUCGAAAUGAAAUAUGUCGAAGGUCGUUUCAAGAGCUGGAAUCGCCUAACUAGCAGCUGCUGGAGCCGCACGUUUCAGAUGGGUAAAGAGGUUUAUGAUGGUGGAAUCCCCAAUUUCAAUCACUCUCAACCUCGACGGAUAUGAAAUUUUGUGAUGAAGAGACUUGAUGACCGAUCAAAAUUUCAAAAUAUUUUUUUAUUUAUUAUGAUGAUUUAAAUAUCGGCCUGAUCCUCGAUACGACUGGACUUUGAUAUUUUGAACGCUACGCACGGAUUGCAUGUUAUCCAGUUUCAUCUUCGUCAUGCUUCCUCAUCGGAGAGAAUUUAGUUGAGAAACAGAACCCACCAAUUUUGUCGGGUCCUUGUCAUCGGGGGUUACUCUAGUAGCUUUUAGAAGGGUUUGUGAUCUCGUCUUGUUCUUCUCUUUUAUACCGACCACUGAAUUCCUAUCGCGUAGUGAUAGCUGACGGUUACGCAAGAAAGAGAGAAAUUUCUUAUGCUGUCUGUGCGCAAAAAGCAUUGAAGAACUCAUGAGCCCCCGCUUUUUAUUGGGUCCCGUCUAAAAGUUUGAAGUGGGCCGAGUCGGGCUGACGGCGGUUCUCAGUUUCUCUUCAGCCGUUGAAUCCAGAUUCAUGCACGUAACAAACAUGCAAAGGAGCGGAGGGCGGGGGGGGAUUGCAGAGGUCUCAAGUGGAAAAGCCUUUGUAGGGAACAGAUUUGAGGCCCAAUUCAAUAUGAGAACAGAUUGUAUGAUGCGCCUGUGCUAUUAAGCUGUGCGAGCGGUGGACCACCGAAAGAUUUUCGUAUGGCGGUCAACGGUCCCCCGUUGUCAAAUGUUUCAAAUUUUUGGAUAAGGAAGAGCUCAAUCAUUGAUAAAAAAAUUAUUAGGUUAAUGACAGUGAAGUAUUACCAGCC